Molecule: messenger RNA, 3924 nt
Organism: Macrosteles quadrilineatus (aster leafhopper)
Lineage: Eukaryota; Metazoa; Arthropoda; Insecta; Hemiptera; Cicadellidae
Exons: 3
Coding region: 212-3898 (1228 amino acids)
Source: RefSeq, a predicted model, not a curated record
UAAACAUUCAAAUCUUUAACAAUCAUGUAAAAUUUUCCAGUUAAUUUUGGUUUUAUCAAGAAAACUCAAGAUAAAUUUUAAAUAUUACAAAUACUUGUUUGGAACUCAAGACAGGCUCAAGAUUAUUGAAGCAAAAUUUUUAAAUGUGAAGACAUCACUAUACUUUAUAAAUAUUAUUCCUCAGAAGAACUUAUUAGGGAAAAAUAAAAAAAUGGCGCAAGCUCAGAGCGGCCAGUUAUCAUUGUAUGUCAAACAACUUCUUCAUCUGCUUGGUUCACUUGAAACCAUUCUGAACUCUGAGCCACAAGGCAAUAAGCUAGAAACUGAGAGGUCCUUGGCACCUGUACCAACCAAGAGUUGCCAGUUACCAUCAUCAGAUGGAAUCCCACUACCGAAACCAUUCGAUUCAUGGGUAUCACCUCCUGAUGGCGAGUGGAUUAUAAAUCAUACAGGGCAUGCAGUCUUAGUUCCUUUCCUAAAAAGUCCGCUUUAUGGGACAUGGUUUAUGAACUCUUCAGGCAACCCAGAAUUUUUACCCAAUGGAAGACAACUUCUUCCCCUUCCUCGGGGAGGAAAAUGGACCAUCUCAUCUAGUGGAAGGCCUGAGUGGGUUGUUACACAAAACCCUACAUGUACAACUGAAGAACAAACCACUCCCCCUCCUGGCGAGUGGAUUAUAAAUCAUACAGGUUAUGCAAUCUUAGUUCCUUUCCAAAAAAUGAGGCUUUUUGGGACAUGGUUUAUGAACACUUCAGGCAAACCAGAAUUUUUACCCGAUGGAAAAAUAUUUCCUUCACUUCCUCAGGGAGGAAAAUGGACCAUCUCAUCUAGUGGAAGGCCUGAGUGGGUUGUUACACAAAACCCUACAUGUACAACUGAAGAACAAACCACUCCCCCUCCUGGCGAGUGGACUAUAAAUCAUACAGGGUAUGCAAUCUUAGUUCCUUUCCAAAAAAUGAGGCUUUUUGGGACAUGGUUUAUGAACACUUCAGGCAAACCAGAAUUUUUACCCGAUGGAAAAAUAUUUCCUUCACUUCCUCAGGGAGGAAAAUGGACCAUCUCAUCUAGUGGAAAGCCUGAGUGGGUUGUUACACAAAGCCCUACAAUUACAACUGAAGAACAAACCACUCCCCCUCCUGGCGAGUGGACUAUAAAUCAUACAGGGUAUGCAAUCUUAGUUCCUUUCCAAAAAAUGAGGCUUUUUGGGACAUGGUUUAUGAACACUUCAGGCAAACCAGAAUUUUUACCCGAUGGAAAAAUAUUUCCUUCACUUCCUCAAGGAGGAAAAUGGACAAUCUCAUCUAGUGGAAAGCCUGAGUGGGUUGUUACACAAAGCCCUACAAUUACAACUGAAGAACAAACCACUCCCCCUCCUGGCGAGUGGACUAUAAAUCAUACAGGGUAUGCAAUCUUAGUUCCUUUCCAAAAAAUGAGGCUUUUUGGGACAUGGUUUAUGAACACUUCAGGCAAACCAGAAUUUUUACCCGAUGGAAAAAUAUUUCCUUCACUUCCUCAGGGAGGAAAAUGGACCAUCUCAUCUAGUGGAAGGCCUGAGUGGGUUGUUACACAAAACCCUACAAUUACAACUGAAGAACAAACCACUCCCCCUCCUGGCGAGUGGACUAUAAAUCAUACAGGGUAUGCAAUCUUAGUUCCUUUCCAAAAAAUGAGGCUUUUUGGGACAUGGUUUAUGAACACUUCAGGCAAACCAGAAUUUUUACCCGAUGGAAAAAUAUUUCCUUCACUUCCUCAGGGAGGAAAAUGGACCAUCUCAUCUAGUGGAAGGCCUGAGUGGGUUGUUACACAAAACCCUACAUGUACAACUGAAGAACAAACCACUCCCCCUCCUGGAGAGUGGACUAUAAAUCAUACAGGGUAUGCAAUCUUAGUUCCUUUCCAAAAAAUGAGGCUUUUUGGGACAUGGUUUAUGAACACUUCAGGCAAACCAGAAUUUUUACCCGAUGGAAAAAUAUUUCCUUCACUUCCUCAGGGAGGAAAAUGGACCAUCUCAUCUAGUGGAAGGCCUGAGUGGGUUGUUACACAAAGCCCUACAAUUACAACUGAAGAAAAAACCACUCCCCCUCCUGGCGAGUGGACUAUAAAUCAUACAGGGUAUGCAAUCUUAGUUCCUUUCCAAAAAAUGAGGCUUUUUGGGACAUGGUUUAUGAACACUUCAGGCAAACCAGAAUUUUUACCCGACGGAAAAAUAUUUCCUUCACUUCCUCAGGGAGGAAAAUGGACCAUCUCAUCUAGUGGAAAGCCUGAGUGGGUUGUUACACAAAGCCCUACAAUUACAACUGAAGAACAAACCACUCCCCCUCCUGGCGAGUGGACUAUAAAUCAUACAGGGUAUGCAAUCUUAGUUCCUUUCCAAAAAAUGAGGCUUUUUGGGACAUGGUUUAUGAACACUUCAGGCAAACCAGAAUUUUUACCCGAUGGAAAAAUAUUUCCUUCACUUCCUCAGGGAGGAAAAUGGACCAUCUCAUCUAGUGGAAAGCCUGAGUGGGUUGUUACACAAAGCCCUACAAUUACAACUGAAGAACAAACCACUCCCCCUCCUGGCGAGUGGACUAUAAAUCAUACAGGGUAUGCAAUCUUAGUUCCUUUCCAAAAAAUGAGGCUUUUUGGGACAUGGUUUAUGAACACUUCAGGCAAACCAGAAUUUUUACCCGAUGGAAAAAUAUUUCCUUCACUUCCUCAGGGAGGAAAAUGGACCAUCUCAUCUAGUGGAAAGCCUGAGUGGGUUGUUACACAAAGCCCUACAAUUACAACUGAAGAACAAACCACUCCCCCUCCUGGCGAGUGGACUAUAAAUCAUACAGGGUAUGCAAUCUUAGUUCCUUUCCAAAAAAUGAGGCUUUUUGGGACAUGGUUUAUGAACACUUCAGGCAAACCAGAAUUUUUACCCGAUGGAAAAAUAUUUCCUUCACUUCCUCAGGGAGGAAAAUGGACCAUCUCAUCUAGUGGAAAGCCUGAGUGGGUUGUUACACAAAGCCCUACAAUUACAACUGAAGAACAAACCACUCUCCCUUCUGGCAAGUGGAUUAUAAAUGAAACAGGACAUGUAGUGUUAAAUGUUUCUGGCAAACAACUUAAUGGGACAUGGUUUAUGAACAUUUCAGGCAAACCAGAAUAUUUACCCUAUGGAAAACCACUUCCUCCCCUUCCUCGGGGAGGAAAAUGGACCAUCUUAUCUUGUGGAAAGCCUGAGUGGGUUGUUACACAAAACUCUCCAUGUGUAACUGAAGAACAAACCACUCUCCCUUCUGGAAAGUGGAUUAUAAAUGAAACAGGGCAUGUAGUGUUAAAUGUUUCUGGCAAACAACUUAAUGGGACAUGGUUUAUGAACAUUUCAGGCAAACCAGAAUAUUUACCCUAUGGAAAACCACUUCCUCCCCUUCCUCGGGGAGGAAAAUGGACCAUCUUAUCCUGUGGAAGGCCUGAGUGGGUUGUUACACCAAAAGGUGAAUGUGUAUCACCCCCUCCUGAUGGCGAGUGGAUUAUACAUUAUACAGGGCAUGCAGUCUUAGUUCCUUACCUAAAAGGGAGGCAUUAUGGGACAUGGUUUAUGAACGCUUCAGGCAACCCAGAAUAUUUACCCGAAGGACAAGAACUUCCGCCCCUUCCUAAGGGAGGAAAAUGGACCAUCUCAUCUUGUGUUAAGUGGGUUCCCAUGUCAAGUACUCAAGGAGCUACUUCAGAACGCCACUACGCACCAACACCCACAAGAUCACAAAUGCCACCCAAAGUGGAAGAUGGCAAUCUCCCUAAUACCAGUUUACAGGAAACAUAUCCAAUAGAUUCUCAUCCUGCCACAAGCAAGGUGUAUCAAGAUGUUUAUAAAACUCUGCAGAAUAUUGAUGAGUGUGUUAGCAAAAUUAUGCACAAACUAGGUUAACACAAUUAAAGUAAGGAUUCAUAUUG